This is a messenger RNA of Alternaria burnsii, 2109 nucleotides long. RefSeq lists its product as uncharacterized. The transcript has 2 exons. Bases 1 to 2109 code for a protein of 702 amino acids. The record is from RefSeq and is a predicted model, not a curated record. NCBI's taxonomy places the organism in Eukaryota, Fungi, Ascomycota, Dothideomycetes, Pleosporales, Pleosporaceae. Gene Ontology annotation, molecular function: metal ion binding.
AUGUCGUAUGCGCUAUCAUCGCACCUUUGUGAUACAAAUCUUCUGGUUGAAAAGCUCUCACAUAUUCCCUCCUACACACAGCGAGUCAACCUCCGGGAGCUCGAGCUGCCAGCCGCUUGCAACUUUUCCAACAGAGCGACUAGUAGACAUCCCCUCUUCAGGUUUGCACCAAAGCCUUUGCAGGAUCGAGAAGAUUCAAACCAUCCACUUUACAUCCAACGGUUCCAACCAGACCACACAAUUCAACUUCGAAAACCGCUUCGAACCCCACGUUCACCCUUUGAAGUCUUCAGCCGGCACCAUGGCCGGCAAGAAGCGCACCCGCUCCGAACAAGGCACAGCCCAGGGCCCCAGGGCGACAAGCGUACCAAAACCAAGGGGUCGCCUACCAUCAAGGAGGACGAUGCGGCUUUCGCGCCUCAGCCUGAUGUUUUUGAGAUAUCCGAAGCCGUUGUUUCAGUUGAGGCAUCUGUCGAAGCAGAAAAAGCCAUCGUACCCUUCGCUAGCACGACCGAACCUAACACAAAGGAGAAACACGAGGAUGACGUCGACUGGCCCGAUGAUGAGUGCGAGACCGUAGACGACGGUGAAGCUGCAAAGAAAACUUUUCCUGAGAGUGAAGCUGCGUCUGAGUACGAUAUCGAGUUCAUCACUGGCGACGAAGCUGAUAUCACACUGGUUGGUAGUGAGGACGACAUCGAACAGGUCGAGAUCGAAAAGCCCGUCCGCGAAGAACCACUACUUUGUAAUAAGCUCAGUGCAGAAAUUGCAAAGCCUGUUUUGAAGUUCACUAAGAAUGCCGUGGACCGGGAGAAAAAAGUCGCUGAAAAGGACGACUCUGACACCAAAGUCAAGGUGGCAACAGGCGCAUUUAAGGAGAAGAAGAAGUCUGAAGAAGAUCAGGCGAUCAAGAGGCAAGAAAGCAACGAUGCGUACUCUGCUGAGGGGAGGAACAUAAUCUUCAAAGGGAUUGAAACCAGUCUUCAGUUCGCCGACCUUGCGAUGUGGGUUGGUCUAGCUGCGGUUGGAACGACAGAAACUCGGCAUAUAACGGUCGACGGGGUUACUAUCCAAGUCACAGUUAAAUUGCUAGAAGCAAAUGUUAACAAGGAGAUCGAUUUUGCUGAUGGUGCUGGAGACACCGUUCUUCCGACUACUAAAACAUGCCCACAGUUUGCUGUCAAUACUGCUUUUGCUUCCAAGUCAGGCGAAACUUCCUCUACGCGGAUUUCCCACUCUACUACACCCUCCAUUGUCAUCAACAAAGGCAAGCUCAUCACAUGCAGAUUCGGUGUUGGUUGCAAGAAGCAAGCAACUUGCAUGUUUGACCACAGCCGGCCUCCUCCAAAGAAGAUGUGCUCUUUUGUGAACAUCAACAUGGGUUGCAGUAAGGGCUCGAGAUGCAUAUAUACCCACGAACAUGAAGGUCAGAUGUGUCCUUUUGGGACGGUGCGCAAAGAGUGCCCCAACACAUUCAAGUGUUCUUUUUUGCAUAUUGAUGACGAUCCGCCUAUCAAAAAAGAGGAAUUGUCGGAGUUCCAGGUUCCUUAUGCGCCGGUAGUUUGCGAGGCUUCUGCGGCAGAUAUCGCGGAGCGAGCUGCGAUCAAUCGCGCAUCUCGGGAAGCAUCAGCGGCUGGUGCUCCACCACAAAACGCUCCUACAGCAUUCAAGCUCAGCAUUUUUCGCCGCAAUUAUCAACCGCCUACGUACCUUAACCAGCAGCAACUUCAGCCGCAACAAUGGCAGGCGACGCCUGGCUUCGCUCCUCCACCGGUUCAGUUUAUUCCUUCUCUGAGCGGGUAUAACUCUUCGCAGGGCCGGUACGUUCCUGCCCAAGCCACAUACCAUCCUCAACAGGGCUUUCUCAGAUCAGAUGACGCUGGCAACCAGCAGCAUGACAGAGGUCAUGAUCGUCGUCGCGGACGUGGUGACAGUCGAACGCACGGUGAAAUUGGUCGCGGGAAGGUUCGCCAGAACGACCGUCAACAGAGUGGCAGUGGUGGCGUAGGUCAGCGCUGGGACAUCAAGGUCAGAGGAGCCGCUGAAAUUGCGUCUCCAGGUGUAGAUGAUAGCAGGAUCAACGUCCAGGGGUCUAGUAAGAAAGCGUAA